CGAUGUCUGUCUUAAAAAUGUUUCAGGUAAAAUGUUUUCUUUUGGAAAAUGGUUUUGAAUGCGAAAUGCCUGCGCGUCAGCUGCAUAGUACUGGCUGUCGGCUGGAUCAUUGGGAGCAUAAUUACAGCCACGUACUUGGUUCAGGCAGACACAAAGAAGCCCAUAAUUACUCUGAUAAUGGCCAUCGCUGAUUUUGUGACGACGGCCAGCUCGAUUGUGGGUUUAAUUGGAGCCAUCAAGAGUAUUCCAUUGGCCCUGCUGCUUUGGCUGCUGGUGAUACUGGUUACGCGGAGCCUGGAACUUAUUUUCUACGUGCUCUUCCCUUGGGAAAAGAAAUGGGUGUCCGGAACGUGCUACGCGCUGGGCUCUCCCAAAAUUCCAUCCAUACUAUUUAUGAUGGCCCUGAUGAGUGUGACGGCCAUAUCGAUAUUUGUCAUCUAUAAGUACUACGACUACCUGCGACACCACGAUCGGCCUAUUGAGGAAUGAUAUGUACUGUAUUACGUACUCUGUGACGUUCCUCUAAUUCUCUGCCCACCCCACCAUUGAAACUAAUUGUUUUCUACAACGCAAAAUCGCAUUAAUUAGGUUU
This is a messenger RNA of Drosophila obscura, 592 nucleotides long. RefSeq lists its product as uncharacterized. The transcript is spliced from 3 exons. Bases 49 to 489 code for a protein of 146 amino acids. NCBI's taxonomy places the organism in Eukaryota, Metazoa, Arthropoda, Insecta, Diptera, Drosophilidae. The record is from RefSeq and is a predicted model, not a curated record.